CAAAGCUAGCAAACCAUUUCGCCGCCCUCCGAUUUCGAAAGCCUCGCCGUCGCCGACUCUCUUCGUCCUCCCUUCGCGGCGAGCCAAGCCGCCAUUGCUGCGGCGCUCCUCCGUCGCGUCAACCCUCCCCCCCCCCCUCUCGCCCACUCCCCAGCGGCUUCCUCCCACCGUCUCCUCCUCGCCGGACCCCGCCACCGAUGGAUCCCGCGGCGCCGGGGAGGUUCGAAACCCUCCAAAAGUCAUUCAAGAGCGCUUCCAGGUGCCUCCUCACGGCAUGCUCCCGCGAGGUUGUCAACAGGGCUUUCCCGUCGUUCACGGAUGCCGAGAGGGAGCGCCUGUACCGAAUGCUCGCCCGCGUGAUGAAGGCUAUGCAUGCCAACAUAGAGGAGGAGUUUGACGAAGUCUGCCAAGAAAGACAGGUCGUUGCUGCCCUUGACAUGAUAGAUGACUUUGAUGAAGAGCAAAAUCUGGAUGUAUUAGCUUCAGAGAAGACCAGCAUUGAAGAAGUCGAAGAAAAGGUAUCAAGGGCAAAGAAAGAUGAAAUUGAACGUUUGACAGGUUUACUGAAAAAGGUUGAAGAAGGAAACAAUAUCAUGAGAGCUCAAAUCGAACUACUGAAGAAAGGAGAGGAUUCAACUGCAUCAAGAGAUGCCCUCAAUAAGCUGACCCAACUGAAUUCUGCAUUGGGAGCGUGAACAAUGAUGGUUGAGCCUGUCUGAGGAUCACUCUCAAUGGAAUCUUCUGUAUAGGGGUGUGGUAGAUGUUAAUUAUAGAUGGGAUGAUAAGUGUUUCAGGAAUCAGCCAGGAUGCUAUUUGAUGAUUCAAGAAUUGUAACGAACACAGAUGUGUUUUUUAGAGAACACAGUUGUGUUUUGGAAAUGAACCUUAGAUCCUGUAGUUGUUUCGCUUACAUGACGUAUCACUUUUGCAUCACUUCA
Messenger RNA from Panicum virgatum (switchgrass), 938 nucleotides. RefSeq lists its product as uncharacterized. Gene Ontology annotation, biological process: chromosome segregation. Bases 198 to 695 code for a protein of 165 amino acids. The transcript has 8 exons. NCBI's taxonomy places the organism in Eukaryota, Viridiplantae, Streptophyta, Magnoliopsida, Poales, Poaceae. The record is from RefSeq and is a predicted model, not a curated record. Gene Ontology annotation, cellular component: MIS12/MIND type complex.